This is a messenger RNA of Puccinia graminis f. sp. tritici CRL 75-36-700-3, 846 nucleotides long. RefSeq lists its product as uncharacterized. Lineage: Eukaryota; Fungi; Basidiomycota; Pucciniomycetes; Pucciniales; Pucciniaceae. The record is from RefSeq and is a predicted model, not a curated record. The coding region runs from base 1 to 846 and encodes 281 amino acids. The transcript is spliced from 3 exons.
AUGACUUCUGCUUCAUCAAAGAAAAUUUGCUUCACCAUUCAAGUUUGGAUUUUAUCAUCUUUCAGAAAUGAGCUAGCUGCACAUAUUGAGCAACCUUCCCCAGGCAACGGGGAUGAGUCCCAGUACAUCUAUGAAGGAGAAAGCCAACUGAAGCGAGCACGAUUUGAUCACUCAGCUAUUUCCGACUCCAUCCUAAUCCCCACUCCCUCUGCCCGCUUCAUGGAAGCAAAUUUGUUGGGUGAAAUGCAACCUAGAGACCCGGUUUCACCAACUUUUAUGAUGGAACAGCCGACACAGGCCACCGGGAGGCCACAAACCAAGAGAGCUCGAAAUGAUAAGGCUUCGAUUCUGGAGAACAAUGGACAAGUUGAUGAUACCCCAAAGCCCCAAUUCCACAAGAAGGAAGGAUUCUGGAAGCACCUCCAAAUCCAUUCCGACAAUGAGCUCAACCAAGCUUUUGGAAAAAUGCUGACCCCUGAUCGCCCCAAGAGUGAUGUAUCAACUGUAUAUGAUCUUACCCGCUUACCAGAAAGGGAGUUGGAAGCUUCACUUCACACAAUCCAAGAUUUAAAAUAUGGCCAUCUUGCUUAUCAAUACCAAAAAUACUACCAAGUUACUAUCUACUAUUUAUAUCAAGAAACUGAAGGCUUAUCGAGAUAUCUUGGAUUAAGUAGAAUAGGUGAACAUCCAUUUGCACUGGUCCCUAUGCUCAAUCGAAGUAUGGAAGAUUACAAGUCAUUGAACCUCCGGACCACACACAGGACUACCAGCAGCUACAACUUUGGCUCUUUGGAGAGAUAUUCAAUCCAGAACAUGGCUUUCCUGUCUUGGGCAAAACCAAAAUAA